This is a messenger RNA of Aplosporella prunicola CBS 121167, 586 nucleotides long. RefSeq lists its product as uncharacterized. The transcript has a single exon. NCBI's taxonomy places the organism in Eukaryota, Fungi, Ascomycota, Dothideomycetes, Botryosphaeriales, Aplosporellaceae. The record is from RefSeq and is a predicted model, not a curated record. Bases 106 to 402 code for a protein of 98 amino acids.
UCCUAGACGCACACACACUCACACACGCAUGGGAUUCGGUGACUGCAAUACCGUACAACGCGAUAUGGCACCUGCUCGGCCAGCCUUCCUUUCCUUUCGGAAACGAUGGCGAAUGGCGGCAAUGGCGGCGGGCAGGCACACGAGUUUGCUUCUGCUCUUCUCCUUCAUUGUCUGCGGUUUUCCUUUUUCCCUUCUCUUUCUUUUUAUUCCCUCCUCAGAUCGAAAGCUUGUUACCUGGGACGCCGGCGGGUGGAUGGGCAUUUGCUCGUGCCUGCGGGCGUGACGGGGAUGGCGGGGCCUGCGGGCAUAGCCCCCCGCUUUGCUUAUUUGCUUGCUUGCUUACUUGGGCCUAUUUUUCUUUCGAGGCGCGUGCGCGCGUGCUCGGCAUACUGGGGUGGUUAAUAAAUGGAUGGACGGGCUAGGGGCACGGGUGGGGCCUACAUACAUACGUUAUGUAGCAGAGCCUGCCUCGCUCCAUGUGGAGGACACCUGAGGCAUAGUCUAACUGGUACUAGUGGCGUUUGCAUGCAUUGAGCGUGAGGGUGAUGGAAGCUUUGUCACUUGUUUGUGUGAGGGUGAAUGGUUU